Messenger RNA from Musca domestica (house fly), 514 nucleotides. It is a transcript of the gene COX7C, whose product is annotated as cytochrome c oxidase subunit 7C, mitochondrial. The record is from RefSeq and is a predicted model, not a curated record. Bases 88 to 291 code for a protein of 67 amino acids. Lineage: Eukaryota; Metazoa; Arthropoda; Insecta; Diptera; Muscidae. Gene Ontology annotation, biological process: mitochondrial electron transport, cytochrome c to oxygen. The transcript has 3 exons.
UCAUCGAAAUACUCUGUUUUCGUUUUGGCAACUUGAAAGGGUUUUCUCAUCUGCUCGUGUUAAGAAAUCUAAAUUUUGUGGUGCAAAAUGUUGAACGCUUCCCAAUUAUUGUUGGCCCGUAACAUUUCCAAGGCUAUGGUUAGAUUCCACAGCCAUGGUGGCAUUCCCGGAGAGAACUUGCCCUUCAGCUUGAAGAACCGCUACAAGCUUACAGCCAUUUUCACCACAUUCACUGUUUUGGGUUUCGGCUCACCCUUCUUGAUUGUCAGACAUCAAUUGUUGAAGGCCUAAACGGAGAGUAAUUUUAGAUUAUUUGUUUGGUGUUAAGACAAAAGUGAUGUCAAAUCAUUUUCCAAAAAAAUCGAAAAUGGUUUAUAAGAUGUAAAGUUAAAUCAAUUAACGUGAAAUAUAAGUGAAAAUAAACCAAAAAAUGAUGUGUUUUUUAUUUCAAUAUAAUUAAUCCUGGGACAAAUAAAUUCGACUUUAAACGCAGGCGAAUUACCGAAAAAUGUAA